AUGACAUCUCAUUCUACCCUCGACGCCACGACAAGAAACAGUUCCAGCACUUCCCCAAUCGAACGCCGAACGACUUCAAGCACAUAUUCGAGUUCAAAUCAACGAUAUAGUAAUGACAGCAGUGAGACAGGUGGAUCGAGUACGGCAGUCAGUAAUAGGAAUAGCUUUGCGACAAGUAUCUUGAACAAAGAGGAAGGCGAACAACAGGGGGGGUUUGAUGGGAGCAUAGAGGGCAGGACUAAGAAAGAUGGCAGAAGCAACCAUAGGGUUCAUAACAAGAGUCGAAGCGGUGGAGGCUUUCUCUUAUCAAAUUCCCUGUUUCAUCGCAAUGCGGAAAGCUCGUCCACGGCCACGGCAGAACACCUACCUCACAGUCGGGGAUUACCUCACGACCUGAAAGGCAAAUCGGCAGAUAAGAAACAGAAUAAAAGGCAGUCGCGCAGUACUACUGGAGUAGGAAGUCCCCUGGCUUCAAAUGUGACCAGUGUUCCCAUUACCCAAGGAACAGAAGACGAAGAUACAAUUAAUGGAAAUGCGACACCACACAGCGAGCAUGGACAGGGCACAGAUGCAUCCGAGAAGAUUGUUGCGAAUGGACUUGAUGUUGAUUCGGCCCAGAUUGUUAAUCUGGCCUUGAAUCUUAGUGAAAGCAGAAGAAUCGCAUCCAGGCGUAAUGUUUCUACACCAGUACCCUCUAUCGCUGCAGGCUUCAGAGAUGAGAUGGCGGCAGGGGGCAGUCUACGUCAUCAUUUACAACAGCAAAGAAGAGUGCCUAGGAAUAUUUCACCGAAGCCCGACAGAAGUGAUAGAGCGCUCACAAGCUCUCCACGCCUUUCAUCGGGUAUUAAAAUCAGCCCUUUACCAAUAGCUGUGGAUCCAUCCGAUACUACAUAUCAAUACCACUUUUCUGCAUCGACCUUGGCAAGAGCAGAAAAGGCUAAAAAGGCAAUUGAGCUCAUGGCCCAGUACCGUCGAUUGUUACAAUACGUUCCUCCAUUGAAAGCCGAACUUGUGGAGAAGAAUCAGCAUGAUAGUCCUGGUCCAGACUCAACUUCUGAACAUCCUCGUCGUGUAUUCGGGAGACACUAUAAUCCCCUACAGUACAUAAGGAAUAGAAAAGUGCGUGCUCGAGCUCGCAUCUCUAUUGAUGGAGAGGCACAAGAAUUCGGAAAUGCCCACAAGGUAUCAUGGUGGGUUAACGAAGUCUCGAAAGCCGCUCUAAGUGAUAAUUUUGUCAGUGGGUACCAUGUAGCACUACCACCUUUCUCAAAAGCCAUAGAAGAAGGCCCAUCACCACAUACAUCACCUCAGUCUGCCGGAAGCAAAAUUCAAACAGUCUCUAAGCUGGCGAGACCAAGAAUCGAUUGGGUUACCGAUCCUGCAGAUAUGCUUGCAGACAUCUUCUGGAUGGAACAAGGUGACAACAAGACGUUGAUCGAAGAUCGAGAUGGGAGGCCAAUUUUUCCUCGAAACAUCGAGCCCAGGCAAUCUAUUUCACGCAGACCCGAAGAUUUCGAUACCCUUAAAUCGCCGGAUCGUUCUCAUCACAAAAGGUCUAACUCCGCUGUGGACCUUCGUAUUGAUACUAAACUUCCAGAGUUCAGAUCUUCUAAGGUUGAAACGGAUAAUCAUUCGGAAAGUACAGCCUCCAAAGUUCGUCACAAACUGCAUGACGCUGCCCAUGCACAGCAUGGUAGCAGUAGUGCAAGCCGCGAACGUUCUCGCUUCUUACGAUCUAGGAGCAGAUCUAGCUCUGAUUCUUCUGACAGUGAACAUAUAAAAAGGUUCUCAAGACGGAGACGUAGUGGGACGAACGAAAGUCAAGACGAUCACGGUAAGGAUAUUCUUGAAAAGCAGAUGUUGGAAAUGCUUGCGAAGGAAUCGGGAGGUUCUAAUUGGAUGACACCGAAUAAGAUUGACAGACAGGCUUCAAUUGCAGCUAAUGAACCACCAUCACUUCCAGUACUCAAUAGUGGGGAGAAAUCAGAUUCAAGUAUAAGUUUGCACCAAAGGAGGACAGAAUCAAAGGCUAUCGAUAAAGAUUCGCCUACUAAGAAAAGGCUUCCUUUCAUAUCUACUCCAUCAGGACGACCAAGUCUUGAAGUGCCAGGAGUCAGUCCUCGAAACUCUUUGGAUGGUCUCGACACUACUGCACCCAAUUCUCCACUGGUCCGAGCCUCCAGAUUGUCUAAUUUCAUUCCCAGUAUUGGACUGGAUCUCUCAUCGCCGCGUAGUCGCCGGUCAUCGCCAAAUAGAAAACGGGCCUUAUCACGGGUCAGGUCCAAGAUAAAUCCCUUUCGUGAACACAGCAAAGACCGUAGUGGCGGGUAUGAAAUCGAUAAUUCUCGUCUAUCGAUUGAUUCUAUCGGUUCAAUUGGCUCAAGAAUCGAUCCUAGAGAGCGAAUUCCCGAUACUACAAAUGGCCGUAACCGAUCUGCGAGCCCUAUGAAGAAACUUCUAACAAGAGGCACAGACGAGAGUGCAAAGUCUCUCAAGAAACAGACCAGUCUAAAGAGAGGUAAAGGUGAUGAACUAUCUGGCAUUCGAGGAUUGUUUAAAGGCUCUCGUGGACCAGUUGCUAGAGUUAGUGAAUUUCUUUGGAAAAAGGAUUGGAACAAUUCUACAGCUUCGACCGAUGAAUCCGAUAUGGAAGAUUAUCGUACGCCGGUGCGCGAACCCGAAAGAAUAAUUAUUCGUGAUAGACAAGACUCGAGACCAGUAGAUGUGGACAUACCACAUGAAAAAUCGAUACCAACUUUUAUCAAUGAUAUGCCUACAUUCAAGUCGCCUAUGGAAAAUCGCGGAAGGUCCACACAAAGUCGCAAAACAGAAGCUGUCAACGAACCAGAACCUUCAGAGAUUGAACAUUCGUCCAGAUCAAAAGUCGAACCUCCAAGAAUUGAGAUUGACGGAGUUUCACCAGCAUCAUCUCCAGAAGGAGGAAGCCGACGUGUUUCUGAUGUAUCCGAUAUCUCAACUCCCAAGGGGAGCUAUGAUCAAGGUGUUCGCAACGCGGACGCUCGACUCAAUGCUGCACUCAGCUAUCCUCGCCUCAAAGUAGAUAGAAUGCCAGUCACUGGUUUAUCACACAUUCAAGCCAAUGAAGAUAGGCGCCCGUCUCUGGACGCAGAACGUCGAUGGAGUCGCUCUGAUAGCGGAGUAUCUGUUCAUCGUGGCACUAUGACAAGGCGUGACAUUGCUUACGUUAAAGCUCGUCUCUAUAGUUCCGGUAUAAAGUCUAUGUACCUUACACGUCGGGCGGCAGAACCAAUAGAUUUUCGUACUGCGCAGGGGAAAUGCUACGAAGGUAUUGCUUCCCUUACCAGUAAAGCCCUUCCCCUAGUUCCAAGAUCACAGCAACAUAUACUAGCAGCAAAUAUUAUUCGCGAAGACAUUCAACUUUCAGCACAAUUAUGGCAACAAUAUCAAGAAAACUUCUCCAUGAAUACCAUUCAAACCCUUCUUAACGACAUGGGAACUCUACAUAGUCGUCUAGUAGACAAACUAACUCCAAUGGCGAGAAAGGCCGCGGAUGAUGCAGAUGAGGUCUCGAAAGAUCUGGUCACGAGUCAGAUAUUGGAAGUCAACAAGUUGACGGCUAGUAUGGAUAAGAUGAUAAGGAGAAGAAGAAGAAGAUUGAGAUGGGUGAGGAGGGGAGGGUGGGUUAUGGUGGAAUGGGCAUUGGUUGGGGUAAUGUGGUAUGUUUGGUUCAUGGUCGUGCUGUGUAGGGUGGUUAUGGGUAUUGGGCGAGGUGCGGUGGGGGUUGUGAAAUGGUUGUUCUGGCUGUGA
Sclerotinia borealis F-4128 is the source of this 3789-nucleotide messenger RNA. The record is from the annotation of a GenBank genome assembly. Lineage: Eukaryota; Fungi; Ascomycota; Leotiomycetes; Helotiales; Sclerotiniaceae.